This is a messenger RNA of Tigriopus californicus, 2151 nucleotides long. RefSeq lists its product as uncharacterized. NCBI's taxonomy places the organism in Eukaryota, Metazoa, Arthropoda, Copepoda, Harpacticoida, Harpacticidae. The record is from RefSeq and is a predicted model, not a curated record. The transcript is spliced from 11 exons. The coding region runs from base 1 to 2109 and encodes 702 amino acids.
AUGAUUUUCUUGUCGACUCUGGUGUCCUUGUCAGCCCUGGUUAGUUGGACCUUGGCCAAUGAGUGUGGACUCUUAGAUUAUCGCACUCAAGCCGUGGUCACGUCCAGUAGUUUGAAUACCAGUUCCUGUUCGAAGGAUUAUCUCUUUGAUAACCGAACGCGAGACAACUCUCCCGACAAGGCAGUUUUUUGUAGCUCGUCUGAUUCCCGGACCUGGGUCCAAGUGGACUUGGGUCGUGAGACUUACAUUCGACAGGUGGUGCUUCAUCCUCGCAAAGGCCACGAGGACCGAUUGAAUCAUGUUUAUGUUCGUGUUGGAUCCAAGUCUGAGGAUGGCACGCCCUUGGGGCAGUAUGCUUCCAAAAAUAGGGUGUGCGGACGUUACUCUGGUGUCAAGACGGUUGAAACGCCCAGAGAGUUUAAAUGCUAUACCCCCUUCAAGGGUCGAUACAUCACAAUACAGCGCUACAUUGUGGGUCCAUUGGACAUGUCUGAGAUCGAAAUUGACGCCGACCCUUAUGGCAUCAUCCCCGAGACAUGUGACCCCAACAAAUGCAAAAAGUUGAAUCUGAAAAACGCACGCGUCACUUCCAAUAGUAUCCAUGGGCAGUGUGGGCUUGGCUACUUGUUCGAUGGUAAAUCCUAUUCCGAAUCCCCCGACUUUGAGUUCUACUGUAGUGAUUCUACACGCUACCCACGAAUUCAAAUCGACUUGGGUCGCACGACCACAGUUAGUUCCAUCACCAUCUAUGCCCACAAGGGCUUCGAGGAUAGGAUUGCAGGGGUGACUGCCCGAGUGGGUCAAUACUACACCAAUCACAUCAGAGACGGUGCCAUACUUCCCCUUAACCUAUGGUGCAAACGCUCCGAUUUGAUCAAGACGGACUCCAUGAAAACACUGAAGUGCAGCAGGCCAUUGUCUGGACGAUUUGUCACCCUCCAACGAACGGUCAUUGGCCAGAUGGACAUCUCGGAGGUCACGAUGGAUUUGGAUGCCACAUCCAAUUACGGGGAUGAUUGUCAUGAGGAUACCUGUGCUGGAGUAAAUUACAGACAAAAUGCGGUGGUCACUUCCAGUGGGCUGGUUGACGGAUGCUCAUUGAACCGUCUCUUUGAUGGUAUAAAGAAUUCCUCUCUUACUGCCAUGCACUACUGCUCAGCUAAUGACCGAUACGACUGGGUACAAAUUGAUUUGGGAAGAACCGUCAAGGUGAAAGGGGUCCGAAUCUAUCCCAGGGUAACAUUGGAAGAUCGCGCCAACAGCAUCAAAGUUAGAGUGGGCCAAGUCUCAGCCUUUGGUACCCCCAGUGGUCGCUGGACGCCUGGCAACCUCUAUUGUGGACGAACUGCCAAUGACAAGGACAACUUAGAUGCUCGCGAGGUCAAGUGCACACGUCCCAUUGAAGGGCGGUAUAUCAAUUUCCAGCGUGUUGUUGUUGGAUACAUGGACUUUUCAGAAAUUGAAUUGGACCUUGAAGAGAAUAUUCCCACUGAAUGUCAAGUAAAGUCCUGCGAGCCUUUGAACUAUCGUGAAAGUGCUGUGCCCACUUCCAACGGAAUUGACCCAAGUUGCUCUUUCAAUGCCAUCUUUAACGGAGAAAGGACGGGCACCAGAGACAGCAAGGACAAUUUCUGCACAAAUUCCCCCAAGUUCAUUUGGCUUCAAAUAGAUCUGAGACGCACGUCCAAGGUGUUUGGGGUCACCCUCUUCCCUAGAAUGGCUUUCAAGUCCCGUUUCAGCAACAUUGUCGUUGAAGUUGGAAACACGCCCAUUACUGACAUGACUGUGGGGAAAAUCAUUAACGGCACCAACCAGUAUUGCAGCCAAACUAGCUCUGAGGAGGAAGCUCAAAACUUGCGUUGUUCCAAACCUUUGUAUGGCCGCUAUGUCACUUUCCAACGCUCCGUUGAAGGCCCUAUGGACAUUUCGGAAAUCAACCUUGACUUGGACCCUCACUAUGGUAUACCAGCUGAGUGCAAUGUUAAGAGGUGCGACUCAAUUGACUAUAGAUUGAACUCCGUCGUCAAGUCAAACGAGUUGUCCCCCCAAUGCGACCUGGACCACCUCUUUGACGGGAAAACAGCUUCCGACUCUCCCGGGAACGAUUAAUAUUGCUACUAUCCAAAUAAGGAGCCCUGGCUCCAAGUGGAC